Physeter macrocephalus (sperm whale) is the source of this 2283-nucleotide messenger RNA. RefSeq names its product RNA/RNP complex-1-interacting phosphatase-like. Gene Ontology annotation, molecular function: polynucleotide 5'-phosphatase activity. Lineage: Eukaryota; Metazoa; Chordata; Mammalia; Artiodactyla; Physeteridae. The record is from RefSeq and is a predicted model, not a curated record.
CGAGCUGCGUGUGUUUGUGCGUAGGCGACUGUGGUUCGGGGCCUUGUUCUGGCACCGGGGGCGCCGGGUUGGCGGCUUUGGCCCUCGUGGCGUUGGGUGGGCGGCAUCUUGGGGGUCACAUGAGCCAGUGGCAUCAUGCCCUUGGGCGCUGGGGUCAGGAUCGCGGCUUUUCCGGACGUUCAUCGGCCAAGAGGAAGGGCGGAAAGCACAUCCCGGAAAGGUGGAAAAAUUAUCUCCCAGUUGGACAGCGGAUGACUGGGACUCAUUUCAUUGCUUUCAAAGUUCCUUUAAAAAGGAGUUUUGAAAAGAAUCUUGCUCCAGAAGAAUGUUUUUCCCCCUUGGAUCUUUUUAACAAACUCCAAGAAUAGAAUGAAGAACUUGUGCUGCUUAUUGACUUAACAUAUACUCGCCGCUAUUAUAAGCCAGAGAACUUACCAGAAACUAUUCCUUAUUUAAGAAUUUGUACAAUUGGGCAUCAGGUGCCAGAUGAUGACACUAUUUUUAAAUUCCAAUGUGCUGUUAAUGGGUUGUUGAAAGAAAAUAACGAUAAUGAUAUUUGAUUGAUGUAGAAGGCAUGUGGCCAGAUGAUGCAAUUGAAUACUGGUGUUUUAUCUUUACAAGUUCUGCAUCAUUCCAUAAGAAAGCUGCUCUUCUUUUGGUUUCAUAAGAAAUGGUGAACAAUGGUAAAAUAUCCAGUUUACCUAAAUUUCUAGAGUACACUUCAGGGAGCGAAUGAUGGGGUGGGAUGUUGGGGGCAGAGUGAGAGCUACAGAUUCUGGUGAGACUGAGACUCAGUCACAAAAAUUACUGGGCUGUGGUGAAGGGAGAACAAAUAUAAAUCAAGUUCCUGCUGGUGGACAGGAAGCCUAAGUGAAGAAGAAAGGUGCGUAGCUGGGCUGUGUAAUUGGGCCCAUAAGUGCUGUGUCUUCUGAUGGUAAUUAUGAACAGAAAGCAAAUAAUAAUUACUAAUAACAUGUAGAUGACCAAUCCUUGAGAGCUGAGGCAGAGAGAAGGAAAGAUGGCAUUAUACCUUGUCUCUGGUCAUUGAGUUUCCCAGGCUGAUUUGUGACCAAUCUUGGGUGAAAUCAUAACUAAAUCAUUUUUGCUAAGGAGAUCAGCUUUCAUGGGGUCCUUUCUCUGCACUCUGUCCAAUGAUAAAACCCAUCACUGGAUAGUGGUGAUGGUUGCACAGCAUUGUGAAUGUAUUUAAUGUCACUGAAUUGUAUACUUGAAAAUGGUUGAAAUACUAAAUUUUGUUUUAUGUAUAUUUUACCAUAAUAAAAAAAAGAUGAAAGAACAGCGUAAACCAGAAUUAGGUAAGAUGAUAGAACUCAGGACAGAAUUCAAAAUAAAAGAAAAAUAUUUCAGAAAUGCAGACUAAAUUUAAAAUAAUACAAGAGUGGGGACUUCCCUGGUUGUCCAGUGGUUAAAAAUCUGCCUUCCAGUGCAGGGAAUGCAGGUUCGAUCCCUGGUUGGGGAACUGAGAUGCCACAUGCUACAGGGCAAGUAAGCCCGCAUGCAGCAACUACUGAGUCCACGUGCUCUGGAGCCCACGCGCCACAACUAGAGAGCCCACAAGGCACAAGGAAGACCCCACGCACUGCAACGAAGAGCCUGCGUGCUGCACCUAAUACCUGACACCACCAAAAAUAAACAAAUAAAUUAAUUAAAUAAAUUAAAUAAAAUAAUACGAGUGAAUGAACAUAAUGGCUAAUGCCUUAAGAGAAAUAAACAAGAAAAGGAAAAAAAUUUUUAAAUCAAAAAGAAGAUAAAAAGAAUUUUAGAGAAAUGGCAAACAUAAAACAUAGGCAAAAAAUAGGACAGCUCUGAAAAGAGUAAUAUAAAUAGGUGUAAGAAUCUAUUAUACCAUAAAAGUGACAUUCAAAAUCAGUGGGACAGAUUAGUCAAUAAAUUGUGAUACAUACAUGUUGGGGUAUAAAUAUUUCUCUGGAAGGAUCCACAGCACGGCAAAAGCAGAUGUCUCUGAGGAGGGAAAUGUGUGGCUGGGGAAAGUGGGAAAAAGAGUGACUUUUCAUUGAAUUGCCUUGUGUACCUUUUCUAAUGUUCUUUCAUGUGAAUCUGUUACCUCUGAAGUUCGCUGAGUUCAAACCCCAGUUCCCCAAAUUGCUAGCUCUUAAUCCUGGACAAUCUCUUCACACUCUCCCAGCCUCUUUAUCUGUGAAAUAAGGUCAGUAACUUAGCCUGGUGCUGCCUGGCACAGAAUAAACUCUCAACAAAUGGAGAUUAUUAGUGAAAAAAUCCCCAAAUGUCCAUCAAUGCAGG